AUGCCGCCCCUGCCGGGAGGUUUUGCGGGGCUGGUGUCUGGACUCAGCCUGGAGCCUGUCUACUGGAACUCGGCGAAUAAGAGGUUCCAGGCAGAGGGUGGUUACGUGCUUUACCCUCAGAUUGGGGACCGGCUAGAUCUACUUUGCCCCCGGGCCCGGCCUCCUGGCCCCCACUCCUCUCCCAGUUAUGAGUUCUACAAGCUGUACCUGGUAGGGGGUCCCCAGGGCCGGCGAUGUGAGGCACCCCCUGCCCCAAACCUUCUUCUCACAUGUGACCGGCCAGACCUGGACCUCCGCUUCACCAUCAAGUUCCAGGAAUACAGCCCUAACCUCUGGGGCCACGAGUUCCGAUCCCACCACGAUUACUACAUAAUUGCCACAUCAGAUGGGACCCGGGAAGGCCUGGAGAGUUUGCAGGGAGGUGUGUGCCUGACCAGAGGCAUGAAGGUGCUUCUUCGAGUGGGACAAAGUCCCCGAGGAGGAGCUGCACCCCGAAAACCUGUGUCUGAAAUGCCAAUGGAGAGAGACGGAGGGGCAGCCCACAGCCUGGAGCCUGGGAAGGACAGCCUACCAGCCUCCCGCGUGGAUGGAGCCGACAGCCCCAUCGCUGGCUAUCAGCCUCAGGGACUUGGCAACCGUCACUAUGGCAACACAGAGCCCAGCAACAGGGCCCACUGA
This is a messenger RNA of Cricetulus griseus (Chinese hamster), 678 nucleotides long. The record is from RefSeq and is a predicted model, not a curated record. Lineage: Eukaryota; Metazoa; Chordata; Mammalia; Rodentia; Cricetidae.